Messenger RNA from Acanthosepion pharaonis, 2568 nucleotides. NCBI's taxonomy places the organism in Eukaryota, Metazoa, Mollusca, Cephalopoda, Sepiida, Sepiidae. The record is from the annotation of a GenBank genome assembly.
AUGGUUACAGCGGUAUGGAACACCAGUGUGUCAUUCAAUACAAUCGACCUUUUCAUUCAGUGCAUACCAGUCUGUGAUUGUUCCUGCGAGUCACUUGUCGCACUCAGCAGGAAUUGGCAUCGUUCUUUCGCAGAGUUUUCCAGUGGGGGAGCACGUGGGAAACGUUUUCUCAUAAUUUUUUCCUUUAUUUGUUUUUCUUUCUUCAUGUUUACCAUAUUAUUAAACAAUAUUUUUGCCGUUUCUCUUAGCCACUUUUUUUCUUCUUCCUCCUUUGUCAUUCUUCCCUUUCUUAUCCAUUCUUCUUCUUCAUCUUUUUCUUUUUCACUUUUUCUCUUCAUCUUUUCUUCUUUUUUACUUCUUCUUCUUCUUCAUUUUUUAUUAUGUAACAAUGUCUACAUUUUCUCAUUUAGAUUGUUCCCUUUCUCAUCUAUGCUUUUUCUUCAUUUUUUCUUCAUCCUCUUUUUUCUUCAUCUUUUUCUUCAUUUUUACUUCUUCUUCUUCUUCUUCAUUUUUUAUUAUAUUCUUCCCUUUCUCAUCAAUUCUUUUUCUUCAUUUUUUCUUCUUCCUCUUUUUCUUCAUCUUUUUCUUCUUCUUCUUCUUCUUCAUUUUUUAUUAUGUAACAAUGUCUACAUUUUCUCAUUUAGAUUCUUCCCUUUCUCAUCAAUUCUUUUUCUUCAUUUUUUCUUCUUCCUCUUUUUCUUCAUAUUUUCUUCUUCUUCUUCUUUUUUUUAUUAUGUAACAAUGUCUACAUUUUCUCAUUUAGAUUCUUCCUUUCUCAUCAAUUCUUUUUUCUUCAUUUUUCUUCUUCCUCUUUUUUUUCAUCUUUUUUUCUUCUUCUUCUUCUUCUUCAUUUUUUAUUAUGUAACAAUGUCUACAUUUUCUCAUUUAGAUUCUUCCCUUUCUCAUCAAUUCUUUUUCUUCAUUUUUUCUUCUUCCUCUUUUUCUUCAUCUUUUUUUCUUCUUCUUCUUCUUCUUCAUUUUUUAUUAUGUAACAAUAUCUACAUUUUCUCAUUUAGAUUCUUCCCUUUCUCAUCAAUUCUUUUUCUUUUCAUUUUUUUCUUCCUCUUUUUCUUCAUCUUUUUCUUCUUCUUCUUCUUCUUCAUUUUUUAUUAUGUAACAAUGUCUACAUUUUCUCAUUUAGAUUCUUCCCUUUCUCAUCAAUUCUUUUUCUUCAUCUUUUUUCUUCAUCUUUUUCUUAAUUUUUACUUCUUCUUCUUCUUUUUCAUUUUUUAUUGUUAUGUAACAAUAUCUACAUUUUCCCAUUUAGAUUCUUCCCUUUCCUAUCCAUUCUUCCUUUUCCUCUUUUCCUUCUUCUUUGUCUUCUUCCUGCUAUUCUUUAUCUUCAUUUUCUUCUUGCACAUUUACUUUUAUUCCACUUUCUUUGUUAUCUUCUACCUCUGUAGUUCUUUUGUUUUUAUUUGUUUCUUUAUUCAGACGUUUUCUUUUUGGUUGUUGCUUUUCUCCUUAGUUUUCGGAUUUCAUUUAUUUUCACUCUCCCUUCUUCUUCAUCUUCCUCUUCUUCUUUUCUCCCUUCUUCUUCUUCUUCUUCUUUUUUUUUCUCUCUUCUUCUUUUCUUUCUCCCUUCUUCUUCUUUUCUCCCUUCUUCUUCCUCUUUUUUCUUCCUUCUUUAUCCUUCCUUUCUUUCUCCCUUUUUCUUCUUUCUUUCUCCCUUCUUCUUCUUCUUCUUCUUCUUCUUCUUCUUUUUUCUUUCUCCUUUAUCCUUCAUUUCUUUCUCACUUCUUCUUCUUCUUCUUCUUUGUUCUUUCUCAUUUCUCCUUCUUUUCUUUCUCUCUUUUUCUUUUUCUUUCUUGUUCUUCUUUCUUACUCCCUUCUUCUUCUUCUUCUUCUUCUUCUUUUUCUUACUCCUUCUUCUUCUUCUUCUUCUUCUUCUUUUUUCUUUCUCCCUUCUUCUUCUUCUUCUUCUUCUUCUUUUCUCCCUUCUUCUUCCUCUUUUUUCUUUCUCCCUUAUCCUUCUUUUCUUUCUCCCACUUUCUUCUUUUUCUUUUUUCUUUCUCCAUUCUUCUUCUUCCUCUUCUUUGUUCUUUCUCCUUUCUCCUUCUUUUCUUUCUCCCUUUUUCUUCUUUCUUACUCCCUUCUUCUUCUUCUUCUUUUUUCUCCCUUCUUCUUACUCUUUUUUCUUUCUCCCUUAUCCUUCUUUUCUUUCUCCCUCUUUCUUCUUUUUCUUUUUUCUUUCUCCCUUCUUCUUUUUUUCUUUCUCCCUUCUUCUUCUUCUUCUUCUUCUUCUUCUUCUUAUUAUUAUUAUUAUUAUUAUUAUUAUUUUCUUUCUCCUUACUUCUUCUUCUUUAUUCUUUCUCCCUUCUUCUUUUUUCUCUCUUCAUUUUCUUCUCUUUCAUCCUCUUGACUUCAACAAUAUUUUAUCUCUUCUUUUUUUUUGGGAGAGAUCAAAAAUGGCCGACUACAUUUCCUUGGCAUGUAACCUUUGUUGUCUUUGGCAAACAAAGACAAAAGAUUCCUUUUUGUUCUUUCUUCCCCUCUCUCUCUCUCUCUCUCUCUCUCUCUCUCUCUCCCUGUCUUUCUCUAUCUUUACACACAAACAGUUCACUGUGA